Messenger RNA from Fukomys damarensis (Damara mole-rat), 4558 nucleotides. It is a transcript of the gene Pgbd1, whose product is annotated as piggyBac transposable element derived 1. Gene Ontology annotation, molecular function: sequence-specific DNA binding. The transcript has 8 exons. The coding region runs from base 824 to 3187 and encodes 787 amino acids. NCBI's taxonomy places the organism in Eukaryota, Metazoa, Chordata, Mammalia, Rodentia, Bathyergidae. The record is from RefSeq and is a predicted model, not a curated record.
AUUUAGCUCAGUGGGGCUGCUGCCUGCCAUGCAAGCUCAAGGACCUGAGUUUGAUCCCUGGUACUAAAAUACAUUACCACCAAUAAAAACAGUGGUUAUCUCCGAGGAACCACUAUUUCGUAUCCAUGUAAUCUGCGCUUUCCUUUGUGUGCGCAAUCUGUGUAGUUAAUUUACUCUUUUUGCAUUAUUUUAAUUAUCAUUCUAGCUCUUAUUCCAGCCCGUGAGGACCCUAGCAGAUUUAUCUUUGUCUUCCCCAUCCUGCUAGUUUUUAAAUGAAAUAAUUUACAGAAACGUGGAUGUGCGAGGGUCGGCAUAAAGGCCUGGGGCAAGCAAAUAAGGGACAGCGGGGUACCUCCCGGCUCAUCACAAGAGAUGAGGGCCGCACUGCUAGAUAGGAAAGGAAACGGGCGGAAACAACAGGGCCGGCGAAAGGAAAUAUCUUGACGUCCAGCCCCGUGCAGGAAGUGCUCUCCUGAACCUAGCCCGGCUACCGGAAGUGUUUUCUAGCCUUCUCCCCUCACCGGAAACACCUCUCUCUUUGAGCCCUGCGGCAGGAAGUGCUUUCUGGAUUGAGUCGUGGCCUCUGGCAUCUCAGCACAGGUAACUGAGCCGCGCGAAAAGUCCAGUAGUGUCAGCAGAGUACCAGGUAUGCGCGGCUGGGAGUCCAAGAAAGCCUCUUUCGACGAGGUGACCAGACUCUGUCCUGAAACCACCUAAGCAGAACUUAUUUGAAGAUUUCAAAGAUUUUAAGAGUUGUAUUUGAGGAAACAGGGACAAGUACCAACACGUAUUUUACAAUAUAGCAGGAGCUUCUAAGCUCAACAUGUAUGAAGGUUUGCCAGGCUCCACUCCUGAAAAUGAAGACAGUAUCCUGAAAGUGAAGGUAGAAGAUACCACCUGCGAGCAAGCAUAUGGCUCACAGGCACAGAGUGCCCACACUCAGGAACUCUGUCGACUGCAAUUCCGGCAGUUCUCCUACCAACAGGCUCCUGGGCCCCGGGAGGCUUUGACUCAACUCCGAGAACUCUGCCGUCAGUGGUUGCAGCCAGAAAUGCACAGCAAGGAGCGGAUCCUGGAGCUGCUGGUGCUGGAGCAGUUCCUGGCCAUCCUGCCCAGGGAGCUGCAGGCCUGGGUGCAGAUGUAUCCUCCGCAGAGUGGGGAGGAGGCCGUGACAGUGCUAGAGAAUCUAGCAGCAGUACAUGGAGACACAGGACAGCAGGCCUCCUUCUACAUUCAGGAACAAGAUAUGCACCUAGUGGUGACAGACUAUCAAGGAGCCUCUUUGGAGAGUCAGAGCCUCCAGCUUCUGCCUGGGGUAACCACCUUGCCGAGUGAAUCUCCACAGCUCUCCCAAGAAGUGAGUGGGUUUGCUCCCCAAGGAUCAACUUUUUUACAGGGAGAAAGCUCCAGAGAGAAGGCAGAAGUGCCUGAGUGUAGCCCACCCUGGAUCCAGAUGUCGCUGAAGUCUGAGAAGGAGCCAGGCCAGGCCUCUGCACUGGGAGAGUGGCCACAACCAAGUCUGGCUCCAAGGAACCUCUGUGGGAACUCAGCUGAGGAGACAGCUGCAGGCCUGAUGAAGCAAGACACCUGUGAAGAAAUAGGACCAGGUGUCAAGACCUCAGAAGUACCCAGCAGAGAUUGUGUGCCUCACAUACCUUGUAGUUCUGCUGUUCCUGAAAAGACAGCCUUGAAUUUGAAUACUGUGGAUCGUCACCCACCCCGUGACUCCUGGGCCCGGAUGCACAUUACAUCCUUGGAAUAUGCAGCAGGAGACAUAACUCGAAAAGGGAGAAAAAAAGACAAAGCUCGAGUUAGUGAACUGCUUCAAGGCCUGGCGUUUUCUGAUGACUCAGAUGUGGAAGAAGACAAUGAGCCUGACACACAGCCUGUUGAGAAGAAGCUGAAGGUAGUAGGCAUACCAAAGAAGAGAUGGACUAAAAGAGACCUUAAUCCCCACUUUCCAUGCUGGUCAGCAUUGGAUUCUGGACUUCUGAACCUGAAGAGUGAAAAAUUGAACCCAGUAGAGCUCUUUGAAUUAUUUUUUGAUGAUGAAACAUUUAACUUGAUUGUUAGUGAAACAAAUAAUUAUGCUUCUCAAAAAAAUGUCAACUUGGAAGUUACAGUUCAGGAAAUGAGAUGUGUAUUUGGUAUCCUGCUUUGGAGUGGAUUUGUAGGAUGUUCCAGAAUGGGAAUGUAUUGGGAGAUUUCUGAUGCUGAUCAGAACCUGGUUAGAGAUGCAAUUAGAAAAGAUAGAUUUGACUUGAUUUUUUCAUACCUCCAUUUUGCAGAUAAUAAUCACCUAGAUCAAAAAGAUAAGUUUUCAAAAUUGAGACCGCUAAUAAGGCAAAUGAAUAAAAAUUUCCUCUUAUAUGCUCCCUUAGAAGAAUAUUAUUGCUUUGGUAAAUCUAUGUGUGAAUGCUUUGAUACUGACCAGUUUCUGAAUGGAAAGCCUCUUAGAAUUGGUUAUAAAAUCUGGUGUGGUACAACCAUACAAGGUUAUCUGGUUUGGUUUGAGCCCUAUCAAGAAGAAUCAACUUUGGAGGCAGACAAGGAUCUUGACCUUGGGUUAGGUGGCAAUCUAGUGAUGAACUUUGCUGAUGUUCUUUUAGAGAAAGGCCAAUAUCCCUACCACCUGUGUUUUGAUAGCUUUUUUACAAGUGUGAAAUUGAUGUCAGCUUUGAAAAAGAAAGGGGUGAGGGCAACUGGGUCAAUUCGUGAAAACAGGACUGAAAAAUGUCCAAUUAUGAAUGUAGAACAUAUGAAAAAAAUGAAGAGAGGGUAUGUUGAUUUCCGAGUGGAAGAAAAUGAUGAGAUAAUUCUGUGUCGUUGGCAUGGCGAUGGCAUUAUCAGUUUGUGCUCCAAUGCUGUAGGCAUAGAACCAGUCAGUGGGAUAAGUGGUUUUGCUGAUGAUGAGAUCCUUCAGCUAAGUCAACCGGCCAUUGUGAAAUUAUAUGAGGAAUGCAGGAAAGGUGUAUCUAAAAUGGAUCAAAUUAUUUCCAAAUAUAGAGUGAAGUUAAGAAGCAAGAAAUGGUACUCCAUUUUGGUGAGCUACAUGAUUGACAUAGCCAUGAACAAUGCAUGGCAUUUGCACAGAGCCUCUAACCCAGGGACCUCUUUAGACUUCCUGGAAUUCCGAAAAUGUGUUGCACAUUUCUACUUGGAACACAAUACUGAUCUGUCAGAUUAAGGCAGAUGAACAAAAUUCAGACACUAAGAAGCCAGAAAAAUUAGAGAGUAACCGGGCUGGGGAUUUAGCUCAGCGGUUUGGUGGCCUGCCUUGCAAGCGCAAGGACCUGAGUUCAAUCCCUGAUACCAAAAAAAAAAAAAAGAAAGAGAGAGAGAGUAACCCUACCAAAACAAAUCUGAUGUGUAUAAUGUAAUUAUUAAAUGCUAUUUUUUUAAAUCAUAUAGUUUUAAGUAAUACUGAAAAUUAUCUUAAAAUGUUGAAUUCCAAUGGUACCUUUUUCUGUGUCUGGUUUUGUCUCAGAUGUGGGAAAUCAUUUGUUGAAUUAUUUUGUACAUUAAAAGAAUGAAAUCUUGCCCACCCCUUUAUUUUUCUUGAGGGCUGGAUGGGACUGUUUAAGGCAUUUCACUUCAAGUGUUUUCUGCUUUAAGAUCACCUCCAUUUUCUUGCUUAGUCUAUUUCAACCUUGGAUUCUUUGUCUGAAAUACAAAAAGAAUUGGUCAACUUUUCUCUAUACUGGAGGAGGACAGAAUAAAUUAAGUAUUAAAUUGAAUAUUUAUCUAUUAUGGGCUGAGGGGAGGGGAUAUCAGCAGCAGUACAGUAAGUCCAGAAAGAAAGGAUGUUUUAGAAUUGUUGGUCAGAAGGACAGAAUUAUCCCAAAGGCUACAAAGUUCCAGCACUGCCCUUAGAGUUAGUAGCCAUGGAAAACGACAUUUUAAAAAGAACCUAAAGAAGCCUAUGAGCACUUGUCUCAGAAUUUUAGAAAGUGCUGGGAUAUAGCUCAGUGAAAGAAUGUUUACUCAGCACAUGGAAAGAUGUGGGCUCAAUUCCCAGAACAGGAAAACCAAAAAAACUGAACAACUAUGGGAUCGCCACCACCCCCACCCUCCCCAUGGGCAAAUACAAUGCACACAGACACAGACACACACACAAUAGAAAUGGGGAACUCCAAAUUAAGAGACAUGAUAAGGCUGGGGGUGCAGAUCACUGGUAGAAUGCUUGCUUCCCAUGUGUGAGGCCCUAGAUUAAGCCCAGGUACCACCAAAAACAAAACAAAGAUACCAAGAUGAAAGAGAUAGCAUCAUUAUGUGGAAUCCUGAUUUAAACAUGUUAAGAACUGGAUGUUUAAACACCUACUUGACAUAUAAUGAAGGGAUUGAACUCAGCUCCAAGCUAUGUCUGCAGCCCUUUUAUUUUUGAGGCAGGGUCUCACUUAGUUUCCCAGCAUGGCCUGUAAAUUGGAAUCUCCCCUUUUCAGCUGACUAGCUAGAUGGUCAUACACCACUGUGCAGAGCGCACAUACACUACUGUAAAUAUUAUGUAUUUCUAAAAAGUAAAAACAUGUUAUAAAACAUAACUAGAUGCUGGGCACAG